Messenger RNA from Zeugodacus cucurbitae (melon fly), 815 nucleotides. RefSeq names its product methylated-DNA--protein-cysteine methyltransferase, inducible. NCBI's taxonomy places the organism in Eukaryota, Metazoa, Arthropoda, Insecta, Diptera, Tephritidae. The transcript has a single exon. The coding region runs from base 96 to 668 and encodes 190 amino acids. The record is from RefSeq and is a predicted model, not a curated record. Gene Ontology annotation, biological process: DNA repair. Gene Ontology annotation, molecular function: methylated-DNA-[protein]-cysteine S-methyltransferase activity.
AAUUGUACGGCAACCCCACAAAACCGGCAGAAGCAAAAUAAAACAAAAAUAAACAAAUCAACAAAUUCAAUAACUACACCAAUGAUUUCAUCAUAAUGCUAGGAACCAAACAAGUUGUUCUUAAAUCCUUUGGUAAUAGAAAACCUGUUAGGAUCUCAUAUGGCAUUAUUGACAGUGAAUUCGGCGAUAUCGUAUUGGGUUUUCUAAAAGAUGCGAAUGACGCAAUUUGCUAUUUACACUUUGCUAAAGAUGAAGAUAAGGAAAAUAAAGUAAAUAAUUCUGAGGCUUCUUUGCAGAAACGUUGGCCGAACGCUUUGCUCGUAGAAGAUUUGGAUCAAGCGCGUACACUGGCCGCUAGAAUAUUUAGUGAGGAAGAAAUAAAGCUCAAUGUUAUGGUUUCUGGUACUCCUUUCCAAGAGGCAGUGUGGAGUGAAUUGUUAAAAAUACCCUCUGGCCAGACAUGUACAUAUGGAGAUAUUGCAAAUCGAAUUGGAAAACCGAAUGCAGUGCGUGCGGUAGGUACAGCUGUUGGCAGUAAUGAAAUAUCUAUUGUAAUACCUUGUCAUCGUGUGGUGUCGAAGAAUGGUGAUAUAAAAUAUGGUGGUGGGAGAACACGCAAAAUUCAUUUGCUGAAAUAUGAAUACGAAAAAUCACUAAUUGGAAAAUAAAUUGAAGUAUGCUGCUUUAAGUUGUUAUUCGGGAAACAUGUUAACUAAUGUAUUAUUUCAAAAUAUCAAUAAUUACAUGUAAUAUAAUAUUUCUUUGGUAAAGGUGUAAAUAGCAAUAAAAUUGUCCUAUUAUCCUCAUUGAAAAAA